Thrips palmi is the source of this 2695-nucleotide messenger RNA. RefSeq names its product protein SERAC1-like. The transcript has 17 exons. The coding region runs from base 145 to 2256 and encodes 703 amino acids. The record is from RefSeq and is a predicted model, not a curated record. NCBI's taxonomy places the organism in Eukaryota, Metazoa, Arthropoda, Insecta, Thysanoptera, Thripidae.
GCGACCCAAACAAACCGAACCGCCCCCGACCGACCCAGCCGACGGCGGACGUCAGCGAGAAUGGAAAUGACUUCUAUUUGAGUACUUGCGUUAUUGAACGGCUACCAAAUCAUCUUUUCACCAUCGCAACUCUUCUUGAUUGUAAUGCUCCGACGGCACGCGCGAGCUAUCAAAGCCACGGGGGCUUUCCUCCUCUCCUCUGGAGGCGUCUGGGUGUGUUACCAAGUUCAUACCACUAUGAGCAUCAUUAAUGAUAUACUUCACACAAAUAUUCUUGAUUAUGGCCAGAAGAAAGUUGAAUAUAUUUACUGGAAGGACUUGUUGCAUCAAUCCUAUCUAUCAUCUUUACGUGAUGAUCGGGAUGUAACGGGAAACGAAACAAUGCUGGAGACCAAUGUGCUUCUUAGAUGGUGGAUUGCUGCGCAAAAGGCUUUAGCAUGGCGCCUGUUGCAUGUGGUAACGGCGGGAAACAAGUAUGAAAAGCAAAGAGCAAUAACUUCCCUUGCAAAUCUUAAAAAUUUGAGUGACUGGGACUAUCAGAUGUUAGCUCAAGCAUGUGAUGCUCAGACAGCUGUGGGUUUGGCUCGCUCGGAAGGUAGUGAUAUGAGUUUCUUCCUUAAGCCGCCCAAAUUCUUUAAAAAGGCUCUCCAGGGAAAGGAACUAAAGGAAAAAGUUGUGGACAUGUUACAAGCUAUGGAGAAUAUUCACCAUCAUUCAUGUUUGGAGAAUUUCUUGUCUACAUAUGAGCGAAAAAAGUGGAGAGCGCACAGUCAUGAAGAUUCUCCAGGCAUGUCCCUGUCUCCGCUUCUGGAAGAUGAGCUUGUAGGAAAGGCACUAGAAACUCUGGCCCACCAUUGUCUUCUAGAUAACAAUGCUGCAGAUCUACUCAACGUCGGUGCCCUGCCAGUUUUGAUGGAGCUAGUUCAUUACUUUGAGGGCAACUCAAAAGUGCUGUCUGAGAUAUUUUCAAUAAUGUCUUGCCUGUCUGCUGUUCCUGGUGCUUUGAAGGCUUUUCAUACCUCUGGUUGGAUAGGUGCUUUAGCAAAGUGGAGUCGUCAUUCAGAUGCAUCUAUAGCUUUGCCAUGUGUUAAAGCCUUAGCAAACCUUGAUGAAGACUCUCUUGAUAGCACAUUUUAUCCGCACAGAGUGUUUCCUUUACAUCCACCAUUUAGAAGCAAUGGAGAUCACAAAGCUGAUGUUAUAUUUGUACAUGGGCUUUUGGGAACAAUUUAUGUCACCUGGAGACAGAGGGACUCGUUCAAACUGGAUAGUCCAAUUGUGGAUACACCUCCAGCUCCCUCCUUUUGGUCAAGCUUAUUUAUGAAUAUGGGCUGGAAUGGCUCUAGCAAAGUUGAAGAUACAAAGAGUGAGACCCCAGAAACAAGCCAUUUAAAAGCCCAGCAAUACUCAAACCAACUGCUUAACCUGACCAAAGAAGACUAUGAAUUGCUUGGGAGUGAUUUUGAGUAUGUAUUAGCAGAUCUACCCACUUCAGCACUACGCAGUAAACAGGAACCGUAUAGCUUGUUUGGUGUCAAAGGCUUGACUGAAGAACUUUCUAAAGUAGGUCCCUAUUCCCGAUGCUGGGCCAGAGAUUGGUUGCCUAAUGAUUGUCCCAACGUGCGAGUUUUGGGAAUCAACUACACUACAACUUUGUCCCAGUGGUUCCCUAAGUGCCCAAACCAGAAUAUGAAAGCAAAGAUGGCUGACCGCAGCAUUGAAUAUAUGCAAAUGCUUCACAAAGUUGGAGUGGGGACAAGACCCAUUAUUUGGGUAACACAUUCUAUGGGGGGUCUACUUGUAAAGCAUAUGCUUAUCUCAGCAUAUGAAAGUGAGAACAAGGAUUUACACAAUAUAUUCCGUAAUACAAAAGCAAUUGUAUUCUUCAGCUGUCCCCAUCUAGGGUCUGAAGUUGCUGACUUGAAAAUGACGACCGAAAAGUUAUUUUGGCCGUCUUUAGAAGUGCAAGAAUUAAGAUACAGAUCUGCUGCCCUUGUAGAUUUACACCUUCGAUUUCUUCAGCUCCUUGAAGUGUCACGCAUGUCUAUACUCUCAUUCGCUGAGACAAAAGCCACAAGUGUGACUGCCAUGAGGUUACCUGUCAACUUUGUUCAGCCUCAUUCUGCAGAUCCUGGAGUAGGAGAAUUUUUUGAGAUCCCUUUGGAUCACAUUGACAUUUGUAAACCCGUAGGGAGGCAUUCCUUUUUGUACCGGAAAGUAAUUGAGUUAAUUAAUCAGGUUCUCAUUGGUCAGUAAUUUUGUGAUUAUGAGAGUUCAAUUUUUUUUAUCUUUUAUCUCUAGUCACUUUGGAUCUAGAUAGACCUGUUCUGAAGAGUUAUUGAUGGCUGUAUGGUAUUUUUUAAGUGUGUGUUGUGAUAACUUAUUAUUGACUUUGAAGAAGCAUGAGGACUCCCCUGUUGCAUGGAGGAGUUAAAAUCAGAUCUAGUUAUUAGGUGCUCUUUUGAGUUGGCAAUGUAGUACUACUUUUACCACUCUAAUUGUGACUUGCCAAUCAGUAUUUUUUCCUACUUUGUAACAAUUUUUCUGGCCUGUACUCUAUUGUUAUCCCCUUUAUUUAUUUUUCUUGGUAUUGUUCAGCAAGAUAAAUUAAGCAUAAUCUCUUUAUGUGCCAAUUUUAAAUGUGACUGAUGUGAUGAAUAAAGACUUGCAUUUUUUGUUUGGCACAUUAAAAUAA